This is a messenger RNA of Myripristis murdjan (pinecone soldierfish), 1519 nucleotides long. RefSeq lists its product as uncharacterized. Gene Ontology annotation, cellular component: membrane. Lineage: Eukaryota; Metazoa; Chordata; Actinopteri; Holocentriformes; Holocentridae. The transcript has 6 exons. The coding region runs from base 309 to 980 and encodes 223 amino acids. The record is from RefSeq and is a predicted model, not a curated record.
GUCAGCGGGUUAAUGGAUAAACAGCUCACCUGAGUCAACAGCCAAACCAGCCGGAAGACACACACUCCCACUGCGGAAAAGAUGGCUCAAACGCUGUUUUCUGCGUGAACACGGUGGCUGGACUUAAGGUAGCGAGGACUCUGGUUUAAAUGUGACCGUGCGCCUCGUCUCUCCACGGGGUUGUCUCGUCAGAAAGCCCGCUAAAGGACAGCAGUCCGGCUAAGUUUGGCGUUUCUCCCGCUCGGACACACAAACCCAAUGCACCGCCGAGCUAGCACAAGUUAAGAGGAGAGAAAGUUGAGAUAGACAUGGACCGACACAGGUACUUCAUCUUCAACCAGAAGAGUGUGCUCAUCCUCGGGAUCCUCCAGAUUGCUUGUGCGGGGCUUUGCGUGGUCUGCGGGUUUAUGGACGCUGCUUUCCGGAAGAACACACCGCUGAGCGCCACCAGGACCCCGGUGUGGGGAGGACUGAUUAUGGCUUCUCCAGGUGUUCUGGCACUGUUUGCCUCCCAGAAGAAAAACUCAAUAUUGGUGAGUGUGAUGAUGGCGGCUGCUGGGUUUUCCUGGGUGGCUGUGGUGUUCAUAUCAUCCUACUCCUGCCUGACACUGACCUAUGGGGAGGAGGAUGAAGAUGUCUUCCACCAUCACCACAGUCCUGAAGUGACGUUUGUGCUGCAUCGCAUGGUGAAGGGGGCAAACGCCACCAUACUGCUGUCGUGUGCCGUCAGCCUCGCUUUGUCCUCUCUCAUCGCCUACGCGGGCUGCCGCAGCCUUCCCUACUGUGGCUGCUACGACACCAGAACUGGACUGGAAACGUUGGUUCCUCAGAGCGAACCCACAGACACUGAGCUGGUGUGUACCUGGCAAGCAGGAGGCGAUGGCAGGAUCUUCAGCUCACCAGCCCAGUGGAGUGAAGGGGGCACUACAGAGGAGGAGGAGGGUCCCUCCAGACUGCCUCCAUACAGCAGACUAACCUAACAGAGAUCCACACCACUACAGGGACCUUUGUCCUGUCAGUUCCUAUGGGGUUUCCAACCAGGAGAGAGGCUAUGGUGGAUUGAAAUUCAAAUAACCUGUGCAGAUACCUCAUCAUUUUGGAUGGACAUAGGGGAGGAUUUAAGUCUGAUUUAUACCUAGAAAAGGCCAAAGCUUUGAAAGAUGGGAGUUGAGUAUAGAUGGGUCUUUUUUAAGAGACUUGUGGAUUCUGCUGUGGACUGAUUCCUGUAAUUAGACAAAGCACUCUGGAGUGUGGACUUUAUAUCAACCAAAAUAUUUUUAUUCUUACCCACAGAUUAAUCGUUGAUUGCCAAAACACAUUAAACCUGCCUUUGUAAAAGUUGUAUACCCACGUGUGAGAAAGUGAGCCACCAAAACCCAGUAUGCAGAGGUCUGGAUGUGAGGUGGACUCAAUUCAUAGCAAGUCCAGUGCAGUUUUAACAUGUAUUUAAUAAAUACAAUUAGUUGUUUUCUUAUGUUGUAUUUAAUAAAUAAAACCUUCAGGAGUUAUUAGCAUUUCA